GGUUUGACGACAUUCAAAGGCUUCGUUAUGAAACCUUCAUCUGGCAAAAGUUGUAAUGCUUACUAAUUGCAAAAUUAAUUAUUUUUAAAAAUUAAUUGUCGCACGUGGCGCUCUCUAGCGAAAAACGACGCAAACUACUUGCCAAUUUAUCGACUGAUCUUCCGGCUGCUAACUCCUUGCAUCCCUGUUUAUAAUAUGUGCGAAGCUGUUUUGUGGUUACAAAUAAUGAGCUAAUAAAUUGCAACUAUACUUACAUGAAUUAAAGAAAGAUGAUAUGAUUAUUAUGAACAAAUAUAGUUCAAACAGUAGUUACAGUAUAAGAAUACAAGUUACCAAACGGAAAUUGUUAUUAAAAUAAAGAUAACCAAAAGAAAGUUUUAAGUAAUUUAUUAAUUUUGAAUAAUCAUAAAUAAGAUAAUGUCAGGACCAAUGGUAUUGUGCCAGUUAUGGAUGGGUGGUCUAGAACCAUAUAUGACAGAAAGUUUUAUAAUGAAUGCUUUUCAUAAAAUGGGAGAACAACCUCAAACAGUGAAAGUAAUGAGAAAUCGUUAUACGGGUGAACCAGCAGGUUAUUGUUUUGUUCAUUUUCCAACCGAUGAAAUGGCUCUUGAUGCUAUGCACAAAUUAAAUGGGAAAGUGAUUCCUGGUUCUAAUCCAGCUGUAAGAUUUCGAUUAAAUCAUGCCAGUACGACGGGAAAGCCAGCAGCAGAAAGAGAAUUUAGUAUAUGGGUUGGAGAUUUAUCAACAGAUGUAGACGACUAUUCUUUAUACAGAGCGUUCGCUGCCAAAUAUAAUUCGAUUAGAACGGCAAAAGUAAUUUUAGACAGUUCUGGAUUUAGUAAAGGAUAUGGUUUUGUUAGAUUUGCUAAUGAGGAAGAACAGAAAAAUAGUUUAGUCACUAUGAAUGGAUACAGAGGAUUAGGAACGAAAUCAUUAAAAAUUUGUAAUGCUGUUCCAAGACCUUGGAAUAAAAUAGCAGGAUCUACACCUCCGCAGUCGUCAUCCGAAUAUACACCAUCAAAUAUGAAUUCGGAUGCGUAUAAUUACUAUGAUACAUCGUCAUACUGGAAUAGUUAUAGCGCAUGGCAACAAGGUUAUUAUGAAAGCGAACCCACAUCAGAUGGGUAUAAUAGUUAUGUAUCAGAUCAGAAACCUGAAGAAGAUGAAUUAGAAUUGAUUGAACAUUCAGUUCCCAUAGAUAUAGAUAAACUUAAUAGAGAAACAAUAGAACAAGACUACAAUUUAUGGGAUGCAUUGGAAAGUUCAAAAUGGAUUCCGUGUGACACUUUAGAAUUAUGCUAUUAAAAAUUGUGUAUAUUUUAGUAUUUAUGUAUUUUUACCAAUAGCUACUACGUACACUUUAA
This is a messenger RNA of Osmia bicornis bicornis, 1364 nucleotides long. It is a transcript of the gene Secp43, whose product is annotated as tRNA selenocysteine 1-associated protein 1. The transcript is spliced from 7 exons. The record is from RefSeq and is a predicted model, not a curated record. Bases 418 to 1305 code for a protein of 295 amino acids. Lineage: Eukaryota; Metazoa; Arthropoda; Insecta; Hymenoptera; Megachilidae. Gene Ontology annotation, molecular function: RNA binding.